ACAAGCCCCAUUUCACUCCGCCACAUGUUCAUCUUCAUCCCUUCCAAACACACCAUAGCAAAACCAUUAUACCACAUUAUUAAUGGAAGCUAUUUUCGUUCCCAAACCAGCUUCUCAUUCUCACUUCAAAACUAAAUUCUCUUCAAACCCCAAACACUUCCUUAAACAACAAACAUUUCUCUCCAUCCGCCAAAACCCCAGGCGCUUCUGCCUCGUCACCACCGCACUCCAAAACCAACAGCAAGCAGCUUCCAAAGACACAGAAGACGAGUCCUAUGGAGAAGUCAAAGGCAUCAUCGGCAGCAGAGCCCUCGACGCCGCCGCCGGAAUGGAGUACCUCAUCGAGUGGAAAGACGGCCACGAGCCCUCUUGGGUUCCGGCAGACUUCAUAGCCAAAGACGUCGUCGCCGAGUACGAAACCCCAUGGUGGACCGCCGCGAAGAAGGCCGAUGAGCCCGCGCUGAGGAACCUCCUCGAAUCCGGCGACGGCCGUGAUGUCGACGCUGUGGACGCCGAAGGUCGUACCGCGCUCCUCUUCGUAGCGGGACUUGGCUCGGAACCGUGCGUGAAGCUGCUGGCGGAAGCCGGCGCGAACCUGGACCACCGCGACCGCAGCGGCGGUCUCGCUGCGCUGCACAUGGCGGCGGGGUACGUGAGGCCCGGUGUUGCGAAGGUGCUGCUGGAUUUGGGCGCGGAUCCUGAGGUGGCGGAUGACCGUGGAAGAACGGCGUUGGAUCUGGCGCGGGAGAUUCUGAAGGCGACGCCGAAGGGGAAUCCGAUUCAGUUCGGGCGCAGGAUUGGGCUUGAGGGAGUGGUUAGGGUUUUGGAAGGGGCUGUGUUCGAGUACGCGGAGGUGGAGGAGAUUCUUGAACGGAGAGGGAAGGGAGAGAAUUUGGAGUACCUUGUGCGGUGGAAGGACGGUGGUGCGAAUGAGUGGGUGAAGGCAAAGUUUGUGGCGGAGGAUCUCGUCAGAGACUACGAAGCUGGCCUUGAAUACGCCGUGGCCGAGGCAGUGCUUGCGAAAAGGAUCGCGGAUGAAGGGACGCCGGAGUUUUUAGUUAAAUGGGCCGAUUUAGAUGAGCCCACUUGGGAGCCCCAGGAGAAUGUGGAUCCUGACCUUAUCAAAGCUUUCGAGGAAACAAACAACCAGGCGCAGCCCAGUAGUAAUGGGCCUGCUGUCAUUGUUUCCCAUCAAGAUAACCCGUAAUUAUUAAUUAUUUGUUAUGAGUAGGAUCAGCACUGUAACACCUUUUCGGGAGUGCGUUAAUAAUUGUUUUGUGCCAAUUCAAGUGAACGGCUAGAAAAAUCUAUAUUAAUUGUAUACAAAAUUCCUGGUGGCAUCAUCUUAUUAUGUCA
Vigna radiata var. radiata (mung bean) is the source of this 1356-nucleotide messenger RNA. Its product is annotated as signal recognition particle 43 kDa protein, chloroplastic. Gene Ontology annotation, molecular function: protein binding. The transcript has a single exon. The coding region runs from base 83 to 1207 and encodes 374 amino acids. Gene Ontology annotation, cellular component: nucleus; cytoplasm. The record is from RefSeq and is a predicted model, not a curated record. NCBI's taxonomy places the organism in Eukaryota, Viridiplantae, Streptophyta, Magnoliopsida, Fabales, Fabaceae.